This is a messenger RNA of Aureobasidium namibiae CBS 147.97, 318 nucleotides long. RefSeq names its product ubiquitin related modifier 1. The transcript is spliced from 3 exons. Gene Ontology annotation, molecular function: protein tag activity. NCBI's taxonomy places the organism in Eukaryota, Fungi, Ascomycota, Dothideomycetes, Dothideales, Saccotheciaceae. Gene Ontology annotation, cellular component: cytoplasm; nucleus. Bases 1 to 318 code for a protein of 105 amino acids. The record is from RefSeq and is a predicted model, not a curated record. Gene Ontology annotation, biological process: protein urmylation; tRNA thio-modification.
AUGGCGGAAACAAUCAAGAUUGAUGUUGAAUUCACCGGCGGACUGGAAUUGCUGUUCUCCAACCAAAGAAAUCACAAAGUUUCAUUGCCAGCACAAGAUCAAGAUGGAAACCCGUCAAACAUCGCGUUUCUGAUCAAACACCUAUGUGAAAACCUCAUGACAGACCAGAAGAAAGAACUCUUCCUCCUAGAUGAAUCUGUUCGUCCCGGCAUUCUAGUUCUGAUCAACGACGCAGACUGGGAACUCGAGGGCGAGGACCAAUAUGAGCUGCAAUCAAGGGAUCAAAUUGUCUUCGUAUCUACUUUGCACGGCGGAUAG